GAGGCCCGGGUUCGGGAGCUGGAGAACGAGCUGGAGGCUGAGCAAAAGCGCAAUGCAGAGUCAGUGAAGGGCAUGAGGAAGAGCGAGCGGCGCAUCAAGGAGCUCACCUACCAGACAGAGGAGGACAAGAAGAACCUGAUGCGACUGCAGGACCUGGUGGACAAGCUGCAGCUGAAGGUGAAGGCGUACAAGCGCCAGGCUGAGGAGGCGGAGGAGCAGGCCAACACCAACCUGUCCAAGUUCCGCAAGGUGCAGCAUGAACUGGAUGAGGCAGAGGAGAGGGCUGACAUCGCCGAGUCCCAGGUCAACAAGCUGCGGGCCAAGAGCCGUGACAUUGGUGCCAAGAAAAUGCACGAUGAAGAAUGA
Molecule: messenger RNA, 366 nt
Organism: Cricetulus griseus (Chinese hamster)
Lineage: Eukaryota; Metazoa; Chordata; Mammalia; Rodentia; Cricetidae
Source: RefSeq, a predicted model, not a curated record